Molecule: messenger RNA, 2335 nt
Organism: Durio zibethinus
Lineage: Eukaryota; Viridiplantae; Streptophyta; Magnoliopsida; Malvales; Malvaceae
Product: ATP-dependent RNA helicase HAS1-like
Molecular function (GO): RNA helicase activity; nucleic acid binding; ATP binding
Source: RefSeq, a predicted model, not a curated record
AGUCAGUCGACAACUAAGUCAAUAUAAGCUCAAUAGAUUAGGGUUUAAGGAUUACCAUCGAAGCAAACAGACCAAACCCUGGAAGCUAGGAGCUGAAAAAUUUUUGGUCUGUGUUAGCUGGGGUUCAUUAGCAAUGGUGGUACCGGAAGAGAAAAACGCUAAGUCUCCCUCUUUAGAAGAGACCAAGAAGAAAAGGAAGCGAAAGAGAAACAGAGCUAAGAAAUCGGAGCCCCAAAACCCUGAUAAUAACACAGAUAGAGAAGGAGGAGGAAAAGAAGAAGAAUUUGAAGAAGCGAGACCUGAGGAGGAUGAAGCAGAGGCGAGAGAAGUUGAAGUUGAGGAGAAAAAGAAGAAGAAGAAGAAGGAGAAAAAUAAGAAGGUGAAGAGUGAAGAUGAUGAGAAGCAAGAGGAAGAGGAAAGUAAUGAAGAAGAAGACGAAGAAAAAGAAGGAGAGAAGAAAGAGAUAAAGGAGAAGGUGAAGGGUGGGGGAAGUGGGAUAAUGAGCACUGAGUCAUUUGAGUCUUUGGGAUUGUCGGAGCCUACUUUUAAAGCUAUUAAAGAAAUGGGUUUUCAGUAUAUGACUCAGAUUCAAGCCAGAGCAAUUCCACCACUUAUGAUUGGCAGAGAUGUUCUUGGGGCUGCAAGGACGGGUUCUGGGAAAACCCUUGCUUUCUUGGUACCUGCUGUUGAGUUGUUAUUUAAUGUUCGAUUCACUCCUCGCAAUGGAACUGGUGUUAUCGUCAUUUGUCCCACAAGAGAGCUAGCCAUUCAGACUCAUGCGGUGGCAAAGGAUCUUCUUAAAUAUCACUCUCAGACGCUUGCAUUGGUUAUGGGUGGUUCAGCCAGAAGAGGAGAAGCAGAGAGGAUUGUGAAGGGAGUAAAUUUAUUAGUGGCUACUCCUGGUCGGCUACUUGACCAUCUUCAAAAUACAAAGGGAUUUAUUUAUAAAAAUUUGAAGUGUCUCAUGAUUGAUGAAGCUGACAGGAUAUUGGAAGCAAAUUUUGAGGAAGAAAUGAAGCAAAUUAUCAAGUAUCUUCCUAAGCAAAACAGGCAAACUGCUCUAUUUUCAGCUACCCAGACUAAGAAGGUUGAGGACCUUGCCCGAUUGUCAUUUCAGACAACUCCUACUUAUAUUGACGUAGAUGAUGGGAGAAAGAAGGUCACCAAUGAAGGGCUGCAGCAAGGCUAUUGUGUUGUGCAUAGUUCCAAGAGAUUUAUCCUUUUGUAUUCAUUUUUGAAGAGGAACCUGUCCAAGAAAGUGAUGGUCUUUUUCUCUUCAUGCAACUCAGUCAAGUUUCAUUCAGAACUUUUGAGAUAUAUUCAUGUGGAUUGCUUUGACAUCCAUGGAAAGCAGAAGCAGCAAAAGCGAACCACUACCUUCUUUGACUUUUGCAAAGCAGAAAAGGGCAUUUUGCUUUGCACUGAUGUUGCUGCUCGUGGACUUGAUAUACCUUCUGUGGAUUGGAUUGUGCAGUAUGAUCCUCCAGAUGAACCAAAGGAAUAUAUUCAUAGGGUUGGUCGAACUGCCCGUGGGGAAGGUGCAAAAGGAAAUGCUCUUCUCUUCCUGAUCCCAGAGGAACUGCAAUUUCUUCGCUAUCUAAAGCAAGCAAAAGUUCCUGUCAAGGAAUAUGAGUUUGAUGAGAAGAAACUUGCGAAUGUGCAGUCUCAUCUGGAGAAGUUGGUGGCAAACAACUAUUAUCUAAACAAGUCAGCUAAAGAUGCAUAUCGAUCCUACAUUUUAGCAUACAAUUCACACUCAAUGAAAGAUACCUUUAAUGUGCAUCGCCUUGAUCUGCAGGCUGUUGCCGCUUCCUUCUGCUUUUCAUGCCCUCCAAAGGUUAAUCUGAAUAUCGACAGCAACGCAUCCAAAUUUAGAAAGAAAAUGCGUAAAGUUGAAGGCAACAAUUUUAGUGAAAGCAACCCUUAUGGGAGGCAGAGAAGUGAAGAUGAUAAACGGCAAUUUGUAAGGUAUUAGCUAAAGUGUCAUUCAGAGGCCAUUCAUAAGGUAUUAGCAGAUGCUGUGUUGGGGAAGUUGCUGCAUGGAUCUGCAACAAUUUUGCACAUUUUUUCUUGAAAAAGAGUGUGGAUCAGCUCAAAAUCAAGAUAGCUUUGUUAGGUUUUCAAGGUAUCUUGUAAUUUGAACAUACAUAGUGAUUCUUGGUUUUAAAAUGAAUCAGUGUUUCCUUAAAAUGUAUGCAAGUUAUGUUUUCAGUCUUCAAAAUUCUAGGCUUUAUUUUAAAUUUGAUUUAAAAUUUUAGUAAAAAUUAUGAGUGUAUCAAAAACAAAAAAAAAUGUUGAGUUUGACGUCUUUUUACGCUUAUUUGAUGUACGAAAC